UUGUUCUCUUACUGUAGUUCAAGAGAAGUUUAUUUUCAGCAUGAUUACAACGCAGCGUUUACAAUUUUCAACACUGUUUUACGCUCUCGACCUGAUUCACCACGAGCGCACUUUGGGAAGGGACGAGGCUAUGAGUUAAGGUAUGUAGGAGAACUGACCAGCAAUGACCGCGACUUCGUUCGGGCAAUACAUGAAUACGAACAAGUUCUUGACAAUGAAGAAACACCAGAUGCGCUGUUCCGGCAAGCUGCAUCUCGUCUCAUCGAGUUGGCUAGCUUUCGAGGAGAUUUCUACAGAUCCCUUCUAGCGCACCGAAUGCUUGUUGCCAGGUUCCCAGACGAGGUGGAGCACCAAACAAAUGUAGCUUUGACAUUUAUCAAAAUGAAAAGGCUGGCCGAUGCUAAGAAAGUCCUCCAAGACGUGCGUCUCUGCUAUAAUGACCAUAACAAUGGUGUUGCCCUCGCCUAUUACGGAUACAUUCUAAAGAAACUGGCGGGCGCUCCAGCAACCUCCAUUUCCUCAAUCACUAACAAAAUUUCUCAACCAGCCAAAUAUCAAUUACAGCGACACAUUCAGGCCUACAGCGUCUUCGAACACGCUGCUUCACUUGGACUAUUUCUCUCCGCCCAGCAACGAUCCAUGUACAACGUGGAAGGGCUCACCGGCAGAGCGUGGUGGACCAGUGAACAGACUGGCUACUCUAAAUAUCUCAAGGCCGUUGAACGCCAAUGGGUUUCCAUCCGUGCUGAAGCGGCUCGUGUACUCCAGUCGGUGCCCUACCUAUGGAAAGAGGAGAAUCCGUCCAUCACCGUCGAUGGGAGAUGGAUUGCAUUUCCACUUCUAGAAAACGGGCAUUUCAACAUAGACAAUUGCGAAAUGGCACCGCAAACCUGCAGUAUUCUCAAAGAGUUUCGCGAAAGCAGCAACGCAAGCAAGUCCGAGAUGCGAUUUUCGGCCUUAUCCUCGGGAGCACAAAUAUUACCACAUUGCGGACCGACUAAUAGUCGGUUACAAGCUCAUCUGGGCUUGAUUGUUCCAUCAGAAGCUAGAAUUAGAGUAGGUAACGAACAACGUGGUUGGAAAACUGGCAAAUUCAUUAUCUUCGAUGACUCCUUUGAACAUGAGUUACAAUUCGACGGAGCAUCUUCAGCCUCUCUACGUCUAAUCCUUCUCAUUGAUCUCUGGCAUCCUGAAGUCGAAUCGCAACAGCGAACAUUUCGUUCAACUAGAUAA
Molecule: messenger RNA, 1233 nt
Organism: Haemonchus placei
Lineage: Eukaryota; Metazoa; Nematoda; Chromadorea; Rhabditida; Trichostrongylidae
Source: the annotation of a GenBank genome assembly